Molecule: messenger RNA, 4198 nt
Organism: Chrysoperla carnea
Lineage: Eukaryota; Metazoa; Arthropoda; Insecta; Neuroptera; Chrysopidae
Gene: SMC2
Product: structural maintenance of chromosomes protein 2
Exons: 11
Coding region: 1-3528 (1175 amino acids)
Biological process (GO): chromosome organization
Cellular component (GO): chromosome
Molecular function (GO): ATP hydrolysis activity; protein binding; ATP binding
Source: RefSeq, a predicted model, not a curated record
AUGUACAUCAAAAAUAUUGUUUUAGAUGGUUUUAAAUCGUAUCGUACACGAACAGAGGUUCCAAAUUUCGAUCCAGAAUUUAAUGCAAUUACUGGGUUAAAUGGUUCUGGUAAAUCAAAUAUAUUGGAUUCGAUAUGCUUUGUCUUAGGAAUAACAAAUUUAUCACAGGUGCGAGCUACACAGUUACAGGAUUUAGUUUUUAAAAAUGGACAAGCUGGUAUUACAAAAGCAACAGUUACUAUUACAUUCGAUAACUCAAAUCCUGCUCAAUGCCCACCUGGCUAUGAACAAUUUAAAGAAAUUGUGAUUACAAGACAAGUGAUAAUUGGAGGUAAAAACAGAUAUCUGAUAAACGGAUCAAACGUUCAAAAUAAACGUGUACAAGACUUAUUUUGUGCUGUUCAAUUAAAUGUAAACAAUCCAAACUUUUUAAUUAUGCAAGGACGAAUUACUAAAGUAUUAAAUAUGAAACCACCAGAGAUUUUAGCCAUGAUCGAAGAAGCAGCUGGUACUCAUAUGUACGAAGUGAAGAAACAAGAAGCCGAACGUAUUAUAGAGAAAAAAGACAUGAAAUUAGCGAAUAUUGUUGAUGUUUUGGAACAAGAUAUUGGACCAAAAUUAACGAAAUUAAAAGCUGAACGUCAACAAUAUUUGGAGUACCAACGUAUUGAGCGUGAAGUGGAGCAUAUGAAUCGUCUAUUUAUCAUCGCUAAUUUGCGAGCAUUACGCCAAAACAGUACUAUAGCAGAGAAUAAUUUAAAAAUUGUUCGUGAUAAUGUUUCUUCGAAACAACAGAUUAUACAAAAAAAUAAAACACGCAUAACUGAACUUGAAAAUGAAGUGAAACAAAUUAAUGAACAUAUUGAUAAACAGUCGGGUGGAAAAUUAUCAAAGCUUGAUGAAGAUUUACAAGAGAAACGGAAUGUGGAAAUUGAGGCUGAUACACAACUUAAACAGUUGAAAGAAGCAUUUACCAGUGAACAGAAAAAAUUGAAACAAUUAGAAAAGGAUUUUAAUGCUGAUAAGAAAACAUUGGCGACUAAAGAAGCAGAAUUUGAACAGUUCGAUGAAGUUUUUAGAAAAUUAAAAGAAAAAGAUGCUAAUGAUGCUGCUGCGUUGAAAGAUGCUGAAAAACGUUUGGAAGCUGCGAGUACCGGAAAAAUAAUUGGCAGUGAUGGUGAAAUUGCAACAAGUCAAUCUCAAUUAAUUGCUUUUCAACAAGAAGAAACGGAAAUUCAAACAAGCAUACAACAAACGGAAAUAGAAUUAAAACACGCAGUGGAGAGAUUAAAAGCUUUAAAGCAACAAUUUGAUGGGGAAGUACAUGAUUUAGAUCAAGAUCAAGAAUUAUUGACUCAGCUUGAAAAUGAUGUUCAACUGACACAAAACGCAUUAAAAAAACUAAAUUUUAAUGAAGAAAAAGUUGAAGAUUUAAAAGAAAGACGUCACAACCUUAUAUUGACUAUCAACGAGCUAAAGAAAACCACACAGCAGUUUGAAGGCUCUUUUCCACGUGCUGCAUUUCAUUACUCAGAUCCUGAGCCGAAUUUUGAUCGGCGAAGUGUGUUGGGUGUCGCUUGUAAAUUAAUCAGUGUAAAAAAUGAUAAAUUUUGUACAGCCUUAGAAAUAGCAGCUGGAUCUAAAUUAUACGAUGUUGUUGUCGAUACUGAACGGACUGGCAAGUUACUGCUUCAACGUGGUCAGCUACAAAGUCGUCGAACAAUUAUACCGAUGAAUAAAAUUAACGCAAAAUCAUUUGAUGCGAAUAAACUACGGAUAGCACAACAAAUAGCCGGUUCGGACAAUGUAUUCACUCCAAUAUCGCUUAUUGAUUUUGAUAGUAAAUUGCAAAAUGUUAUGCAAUAUAUAUUUGGGCAAACAUUAAUCGUUGCGUCGAAUGAAAUUGGUGCGAAAUUAGCGUACGAUAAACGUAUUAACGUUAAAUGUGUCUCAGUUGAUGGUGAUAGCUUUGAUCCAAGUGGUAUUGUUUCUGGAGGUGCUGUGGGUGCAGCAGGCCAAUUAUUAACUCUUAUCAAGAAAUUGAGUAAAUCAAUGAAAGAAACUAAUACGAUGCAAAAUGAAUUAGACCAAGUUGAACAACAGCUUCGACAAAUGGCGAACGUUGCUGAACAACAUCGAGUUAUGAAAGAAAAAUUUGAUUUUGCUAAUCAUAAAUUGAAUUUGAUAAACGAUCGUAUUACCCAAAGUGAUCAUUAUCGGAAACAAGCAGAAAUUGACGAAUUGCAAGCGGCUGUUGAUCAAAUGAAAACUCGGCUGAAAGAAUCCAAAAACAGUUAUGAUCAAUGUAAAAAGAAAAUAACUAAUUUAAUGAAAGAAAUUGAGAAUGCAGAAAAAAAUCGUGAAAAAAUCUUGAAAGACCUCCAAAAACAAGUACAAGACUUAAAGAAACAAGCAGAUCGAUCAAAAAAAGAAUGGGAAAACAAUGAAGGUGCUUAUGAGGCGUUAAAAUUAGAAAUUGAGGAAAUGAAAAAAUCUAUUGAAAAUACUUUCAAAGAAAUUGAGAGCACUAAUAAAACAAUUGAAUCGUCUAACGAGAACUUAAGCGAAGUGACUGAGAGAGUAAAAGAAGCGAAACGGGUCGUUGCUGAAGCCGUUGCUCUAGUGAAAUUUGAGCGUGAUGAAAUUGCAAAGAAAACAAAAGAAAUACAAAAAAUAAAUGGAACAAAAAAACAAUUAGUUGAGAAAAAUGCAGAAAUCCAACUUGAAAUCCAACAAUUAGAGUUAGAAUUAGAAAAAUUAGAAAAAGAUAACGAGUCGUGCCAAGCAGAAGAAAAACGUUUAAUCGAUAAACACGAAUGGGUGGUUUCGGAUACUCGUUAUACCCAAGAAGUUGAAUCACUCACCGAUCGUCAACGAAAUGAACUAGGAAAUCAAGUGAAACAACUAAGAGAUAGAUAUGCUGCUCUAGGACGUACAGUUAAUGCGCGAGCUUUACAAUUAUUGGAAACUGAGGAAGAAUUAUUCCAGAAACUAGUGAAACGUAAAAAAAUCCUUGAGGAUGAUAAAAAACAAAUAUUUAUCGUAAUCCGAACAUUAGAUGAGAAAAAAGAGAAAGCGAUUGUUAAGGCAUGGGAAGAAGUAAAUAAAAAUUUUGGAAGUAUUUUUUCAACAUUAUUGCCCGGCACUGAUGCGAAAUUAAAACCAAGUAAUCCAAAAAAUAUUCUAGAGGGUUUGGAGGUGAAAGUCAGUUUUGGAGGCGUUUGGAAAGAAAGUUUGGUAGAAUUAAGUGGUGGCCAACGUUCGUUAAUCGCAUUAUCCUUAAUAUUAUCUAUGUUAAAAUUUAAACCAGCACCAUUAUAUAUUUUGGAUGAAGUUGAUGCAGCUUUAGAUUUAUCCCAUACUCAAAAUAUUGGUAACAUGUUACGAACACAUUUUCGAAAUUCUCAAUUUAUUGUGGUCUCUUUGAAGGAUGGUAUGUUUAAUAAUGCAAAUGUCUUGUUUCGAACACAAUUUGUAGAAGGUGUUUCAACGGUAAAUCGAACAGAAUGUCGUAGAUCAAAAAAAUGAUUAUAAAUUGAAUAUUUUCCAUUAUUAUAUAAGAAAAAUUGUAAAUUUUCCACUGUUAUAUAUGAAAAAUUGUAAAUUUCCAUAAUUAUACAGAGUGUCCGUUACUCGAUGGCCAUAGUUUAAGCGGGUAUUCUUAAUUACUUUAAUUAACAAUGUCUUUAUACAUUAAAUUUAAUAGUACACAUAACUCCUUAACUAUUGGGUUUUUAACAAAACAUAAACAUAAUUAAAUUAUGGCUAACAAGUGUUGAGACACACUGUAUAAACCGGGUGACUAGUUUUUAACGCUGCACGCCCGGUUUUUUCUUAAUCAUUUUUAAUCUAGUUUAUAUUAAGCGAAAAAAUUUAUUUUUUUAAUGCAUAAUCUUAGGAGAAUACAGCAUCAAUCUUUCGAUUUUCAAAUGGACCACUAUAUAUUUUUUUCAGAAUUUAAAAGUACUUAAGCUCCUGUUAACAAAAAAUUGUUUUUUCAAAAUAACUUAUUAUUUUUGAAAGUUAUGACACUUAAAUGUGAAAAAAAAAUAUUAAAAUUAACACUUUUGAAUGUAAAAAUUUUACCGUAUUUUAUUAAAGGAUUUGUUGAAAUUGUGCUCCUUCCACGCUUAAACAAGCCUUAAGUCUGGACUCUCUUGCUCGAUUUAUAGUAGGAAAGAAAUUUCCAGGGAAGGUA